Lucilia sericata (common green bottle fly) is the source of this 2298-nucleotide messenger RNA. RefSeq names its product P protein-like. Gene Ontology annotation, biological process: transmembrane transport. The transcript has a single exon. NCBI's taxonomy places the organism in Eukaryota, Metazoa, Arthropoda, Insecta, Diptera, Calliphoridae. Gene Ontology annotation, cellular component: membrane. The coding region runs from base 28 to 2298 and encodes 756 amino acids. The record is from RefSeq and is a predicted model, not a curated record.
AAUUGUCAAUAAAAUUGCAUCAAAAAUAUGUCAGAAAGCUGCUUAAACAUUGAAAAUCUUGAUAAGGAAACCACCGCCAACAAUGAAGCUACUUCUUCACAUAAUAUCUAUCUUAAACGUUUAAUGGCUGGAGCUAACAAAAAUGAGCCUGAAGACAAGGAUGAAAAAGAAGAUGAUUUACCUACCGUAGAAUAUGAAGCUGAGGAAAUUGCCACCAAAAAAGUAAGACUUGAUGUAGAGCUUUCCGAAGAAACUUUACCGACCAAAAAGAGCCGCAAAGCUUUAAUACAACAUUGGUCAAAAGUUGCCCUAUUAUUUAUUAUAUGGUGCAUUUACGCCAUAUCCAUAGUGACUCAUAAAGAACAAUUAUAUAAACCAUUAUUGUUGGCUCUAGCACCCAAGCAGGAUAAAUUUGUUCAAUUACAACCGGAGCCCAGUACAAAAACAGCCAUAGAGGUUUUAGUAAAAGGACCUUUUCAAAUUGAACAGGAUGUGGAGGUCAUACCCCAGGAAACUCAACCACAAUUAACCCUACAAGUGCUUAUGGUUGCAGAAGACAAUAAAGAGACCAUAAUAUCCAAAAAAUGGGGUUUAUUAAUCGAAAGGCCCCAAGAAUUGGAAUAUGUUUUGGCCGUGCCUAAGCAAAUACACAUGAAUCUAAAUGAAGAUAUUAGCCGGCUUAAACAAAAAGCCAAAUUAUUUUUGAAACUCAAAACCAAUAUAGAAAAGGAUUUAACUGUGAAGCUAUCGUGUAAUAUGACCCCUGUGGAUCAGACUUUGGGCAUUAUUUAUGGCACUUUUGUUUUAUUAUUCUUGUAUAUAAUGAUAAUCUGGGAAUUUAUAAAUCGCACUUUGGCCUCGGUAGUGGCAUCUACUUUAGCCAUUGGCAUUUUGGCUGCUUUAAAUGCCCGUCCUUCUACCGAAAUCAUUUUAAAAUGGUUGGAUGUGGAAACCUUAAUGCUGCUGUUUGGCAUGAUGAUUUUGGUGGCCAUACUCUCGGAAUCGGGUAUUUUUGAUUACUUAGCGGUUUUGGCCUAUGAAUUGGCCAGAGGUGAACUGUUUUAUUUGAUUUAUGUUUUAUGUUUUUUCACCGCUUUUCUAUCGGCCUUUUUGGACAAUGUAACCAUGAUGUUGCUCAUGACUCCCGUUACCAUACGUCUAUGUGAGGUCACCAAUCUUAAUCCUGUGCCGGUAUUAAUGAGCAUGGUUAUAUAUUCUAAUGUGGGUGCAGCCCUAACGCCCGUAGGAGAUCCUCCCAAUAUAAUUAUCAUGACCAAUCAUUAUGUAGAAACUAAUGGUGUCAAUUUUGGCAAUUUUAUAGCACACAUGCUGCCGGGAGUGGUAUUGGGUCUUUUAACCACUUUUGCUUUUUUAUAUGUGAAAUAUCCCAAAAUAUCGGGUUAUAUGAAUAAACAGUCUGUGGAAAUUGAGGCCUUGAAACAUGAGAUUCAAGUAUGGGAAAAGGCUGCCCAAAAUAUACAACCCAUCACUACAGAUGAGGAAAUUGUGCAAAAUACUUUACAGAAAAAAGCUCAUGUCUUGAGGCAAAAGCUUAAAGAACUGGAAGCCAAAGGAGUUUAUAUGGAGGUUGACUACAAGACAACUUUGGAGCAAAUGAAAGCCUCCUAUCCCAUACGCAAUAAGGUUCUAUUGAUAAAAGCCUCCAUUUCAUUUGCUUUCGUUUUGGUGCUAUUUUUCCUGCAUACGGUACCGGAUUUGCAACAUCUUUCUUUGGGCUGGAGUGCUUUAGUGGGUGCCAUACUCCUUUUAAUACUAGCAGAUACCGAUAUAGAAGCUGUUCUAUCUAGAGUGGAAUGGUCUACUUUACUAUUCUUCUCCUCUUUGUUUAUAUUAAUGGAGGCUUUGACGGAAUUAGGUCUUAUAGGCGCUUUGGGCGAUAUAUGUGUCAAAUGUAUUUUAAAAGCUGAACCACAACAACGUCUUUUAGUGGCCAUUUUAAUAAUAUUAUGGAUAUCUGGCAUAGCCUCGGCUUUUCUGGACAACAUACCUGUUACCACCAUGAUGAUCAAAAUUGUGGUUAACUUAAGUCAAAAUAAGGAAUUAGAUUUGCCCCUGCCACCCUUAGUAUGGGCUUUGGCAUUUGGUGCUUGUUUUGGCGGUAAUGGCACUUUGAUAGGAGCCUCGGCUAACGUGGUCUCCUCGGGUGUGGCCGAACAACAUGGUUAUCGUUUUUCAUUUAUAGAUUUUUUCAUAUUUGGUUUUCCCAUUAUGUUAUGUACUUUAGUAGCCGCCACUAUUUAUCUCUAUUUGGCUCAUUGCUUUUGGACUUGGCAUUGA